AUAUAUAUGCACAAGAGUCGUCUUUUUUAGUGUAUAAUCAUUUCUGUACACGUGUUUCGAUACAAUAUUCAAAUACAUUUUAUAAUAUAUCUAACACAUUAUAUCGGUUUGUGGUAUCAACGACACAUUAUAAUAUAUAUAUAUAUAUAUAUAUAUGUAAUCUAUCGGACGAAAAUCGUAUUUCCGAGCACAGUAUAUAUAACUAUACACAGGAAGAGAAGCAAGACGACUGCGGACUUCGCGACGUACGAUGCAACUCAGACACAUAAUCGGAUUAACAUUGUUGAUCAGUGCGGUACCAUUGCAGAUGUACUUGAUGAAAUACAACCAAGAAUUCAGGGAUUUGGUGUCCGAAAUCGUCAAGACGCUACCGGUGUCUAUGCAAGAGUUGACCAUCGACCUCACCGAAUACGUAGUCGUCAUGAGGAAUUAUCUGAAAAACAUAUAUUACGAAUACUUUGAUAUAAUAAAUCUAACAGAAGAUACACAGUCAACCAAAGAUCAAGAAACAACAAACCAUAAAAUAAAUGAUUUUAGACCACCACAUUUGGAAUACAGGAUUGGAGAUGUGGUAUUGACGAGAAACAUGAUCUUAGGUGUAAUUGUUGGAUGGGCUAUCGAUAAGGAUGACCUUACAAAAGAACCUGAAUACUUCUUGUUAACUCAUCAAGAUUUGAUGACAGAAUCUCAAAACCAUAUGAUUAGAAUCGAAAACAUUGAAGUAACCAAGUUAAAUAAAAUAAAAUACAAGAAACUGUUAAAUACAUUUUUUUCUUUUUAUAGAUCAAUAACGAUAAAAUCAGCAAAUACUUUGAAAGUUAUGAUGGGUUUAGAUACAUACCAAAUGAGACUAUGAAAAAACUUUACCCAAAAGAUUGAUUCAGAAAUUAUCAACUGUCCCAAUACUUAAUAAUGUUAAUAACUGGGAAAGAAUAACAUGAUACAGGAGAAUAGUAAUGGAAAAAAUUAAUAAUAACAUAUUUUAAUUGCAUUGCUUCUUUUAAUUAAAAUGUCUAAAAAUGUUCAUAUAUA
Messenger RNA from Sipha flava (yellow sugarcane aphid), 1032 nucleotides. RefSeq lists its product as uncharacterized. NCBI's taxonomy places the organism in Eukaryota, Metazoa, Arthropoda, Insecta, Hemiptera, Aphididae. The transcript is spliced from 3 exons. Bases 251 to 856 code for a protein of 201 amino acids. The record is from RefSeq and is a predicted model, not a curated record.